AUGGCCACUGCCUCUGGGAACCAGCAGAUGAUCCGAAAGUCAGUCCUGGACCCACGGUUCCUGGAGGUGGAGAAUUACACUGCGACCACGCAUUUCAUUCUGCUAGGAUUCCCAACGCGGCCAGCAUUCCAGCUGCUGCUCUUCUCUGUGUUCUUGGUCACCUACCUUCUGACCUUGCUGGAGAACUUCCUCAUCAUCUUGGCCAUCCGCAGUGAUGGGCAGCUGCACAAACCCAUGUACUUCUUCCUGAGCCACCUGUCGUUCCUGGAAAUGUGGUAUGUCACGGUCAUCAGCCCCAAGAUGCUGGUGGACUUCCUCAGCCGAGACAAGAGCAUCUCCUUCAAUGGCUGCAUGACUCAGCUGUACUUCUUUGUCACCUUUGUCUGUACAGAGUACAUCCUCCUGGCUGUCAUGGCCUUUGAUCGCUAUGUAGCCAUCUGCAACCCUUUGCGAUACCCUGUCAUCAUGACCCCCAGGCUAUGUGGCACCCUGGCUGGGGGCUGCUGGCUGUGUGGCCUGAUGACCGCCAUGAUCAAGAUGGUCUUCAUCGCUCGGCUCCGCUACUGCGGCACGCCCCACAUCAACCACUACUUCUGUGACAUCUCUCCACUACUUAACGUCUCCUGUGAGGACUCCUCUCAGGCCGAGCUGGUGGACUUCUUCUUGGCGCUCAUGGUCAUUGCUGUCCCCCUCUGCGUGGUGGUGGCAUCUUAUGUCACAAUUCUUACCACUAUCCUCAAAAUCCCAUCUGCCCAGGGCCGUAAAAAGGCUUUCUCCACCUGUGCCUCCCACCUGACCGUGGUCACGCUGUUCUACUCUACCACUCUGUUUACCUACGCCCGCCCCAAGCUCAUGUACGCCUACAACUCCAACAAGGUGGUGUCGGUGCUAUACACCGUCAUAGUCCCGCUGCUCAACCCCAUCAUCUACUGUCUGCGGAACCGCGAGGUGAAGGCUGCGCUCAAGAAAACCAUCUUGUGCAGAGGAAGCGGGCCUCGGGAAGACAGCUCCGAGUGA
Molecule: messenger RNA, 1017 nt
Organism: Sorex araneus (European shrew)
Lineage: Eukaryota; Metazoa; Chordata; Mammalia; Eulipotyphla; Soricidae
Product: olfactory receptor 6Y1
Exons: 2
Coding region: 1-1017 (338 amino acids)
Biological process (GO): G protein-coupled receptor signaling pathway
Cellular component (GO): membrane
Molecular function (GO): olfactory receptor activity; G protein-coupled receptor activity
Source: RefSeq, a predicted model, not a curated record